This is a messenger RNA of Musca vetustissima, 2468 nucleotides long. RefSeq names its product arylphorin subunit C223-like. The coding region runs from base 100 to 2442 and encodes 780 amino acids. The record is from RefSeq and is a predicted model, not a curated record. Lineage: Eukaryota; Metazoa; Arthropoda; Insecta; Diptera; Muscidae. The transcript has 2 exons.
CAGCAGUCUUUAGGUAUUGGUUGUGGUCGCAAGAUCUUCACUAAUCCGUGGACAGUUUCUGAUUCCCAAAGUUGACGAAUAGCAGCAGUUCAUUGAAAAAUGAAAAUCGCCAUUGUCUUAUUGGCCAUAGUUGGCCUGGUAGCAGCCGGAACCCUUCCCAAGAAGGCUACGAAAUAUGCCGACAAGGAUUUUCUUGCCAAGCAAAAGUUCCUCUUCGAAAUUGUAUAUCGCGUUGAGGAUCCUUUGAUGUUCGAGGAAUACAUUAAAUUGGGCAAGUCCUUUGUAUUCCACAAGGAUGACUACAUCUUCCCUGAGAAAUAUGAUGGCUAUAUGGAGAAAUAUUACAAAGCACACAAACACGGUGUUACUUUGCCCAAGGGUGAAUUCUUUGGCGCCUUGUCGUAUACCCACUUCGAACAGAUGUACGGCUUGUUUGAAUUCUUCUACUAUGCCAAGACCUGGGAAAUCUUCCAACGCAAUGUCUGCUGGGCCCGCAUGUAUGCCAACGAGGGCAUGUUUGUUCAAGCCUUGACUUUGGCUGUUAUCCACCGCGAUGAUUUCGUUGGUUUGAUGUUGCCCACCAUCUAUGAAAUCUUCCCUCAACACUUCUUCAACAGCAAAUUCAUCUACGAAGCUGAGAAAUUCGACUUUGAUGUGUGGAACAAAUACAUCAUGUACGAAAAGGAAUACAAGGACUUCAUAUACCAGGACUACUCCGUUUACUUCAAGGAAUUCAAAAACUACGAAUACUUCUACACCAAGGACUUCAAGUUGUGGCAAUGGUGGAAACUCAUGGGUAUGGGUGAACACUGGUACAGCGUUGAUAAGUUCAUGCUACGCGACAACAUGUACAUGUUCAGCAAGGAUUCCAAAUAUAUGGAAAUGAUGAAGGACGUUAAGAUGUUCUACAUGCCCGUCGACUACACCCGUGAUAUUGACUUCUUCAACAAGGAAUCCGAAUUGUCCUACUUCACUGAAGAUUUGGAAUGGAACUCCUUCUGGUACUAUUUCAAUAUGGAUUAUGCCCCCUAUUUGGAUGGCAAGUACUUCGGCUUGAACAAGGAUCGUCGUGGUGAAUACUACUUCUAUGUUGUUCGUCAAAUGCUUGCCCGUUACUACAUGGAACGCAUGUCUCAUGGAUAUGGUGAAAUUCCUGAAUUUACUUUCUUCAAUGAAAUCGAAUACGGUUAUGAUCCUCAGUUGAUUGACUAUAGCGGUGUUGGUUAUUCUUACCGUAAGAAUUACUAUGAAUAUGUUACCUAUGGCAAUUUCGAUUAUGUCUACAAAAUGCUUGCUUUCUUCAAACGUGUUGAAACUAUCAUUACUGAGGGUUACUACACCACAUAUGAUGGCAAACAGAUUGAUAUGCGCAAACCUGAAGCCAUCGAAUACCUCGGAGAUAUGAUGCAAGGCAAUGUUGAUGCCUUCGACAAGUACUUUGCCACUUUCUGGUACAUGUACGCCCAUAUGUUCAUCUCGCACGUCGAAGAAGACGAUAUGUAUGUCUUCCCCAACGUUUUCAUGAACUACGAAACCAUGAUGCGCGAUCCUUUGUUCUACAUGUUCUACAAGAAGGUCUCAGAUGUGUUCUUCCAGUUCUACGAUUUCAUUGAACCUUAUACCUAUGAGGAAUUGUACUUCCCCGGUGUUGAAAUUGAAGAUGUUAAGGUCAGCGACUUGGUCACCUACUUCGACUUGUACGAUUUCGACGUCACUAACUUGUUGAACGACAAGAUGACUUUCAUCGAUGGUGAAUUUGUAUGGGACAAGACCUUGUUGGCUCGUCAAAUGCGCCUCAACCACAAAGCCUUCGAAUUCGACUACAACAUCAAAUCCGACAAAGAUCAAAAGGUUGUUAUUCGUGCCUUCUUGGGUCCCAAGUAUGAUGAAUUCGGUCGUGUUAUUUCAUUGAAUGAAAAUCGCGAAAACUUCUUGGAAAUUGAUGAAUUCUAUUAUGAAUUGAAAUCUGGUAUCAAUAGCUUCAAGCGUAGCUCUAAGGACUUCUACUGGACAACUGAUGAUCGCACCACCUACACCGAAUUGUACAAGUUUGUUAUGAUGGCUUAUGAAGGUAAAUACGAAUUCCCUAUGGAUUACUCUGAACCUCACUGCGGCUUCCCCGAUCGUUUGAUCUUGCCUCGUGGCUGGGCCAAGGGUAUGCCCAUGCAAUUUGUCUUCUUCGUCUAUCCAUUCAAGGCCUCGUUCGAACCCUAUUCGUAUGACUACAACUACACUUGUGGUAUUGGCUCAGGUGUCCGUCACAUCGACGAAAUGCCUUUCGGUUAUCCCUUCGAUCGUGAAAUCAACGAAUAUGAAUUCUUUGUGCCCAACAUGUACUUCAAGGAUGUCAAGAUCUAUCACCAAGACACCUUUGAAAAGUACUACGGCAAUGAAUACGAACAUUUCGGUUCAUUCGAUUAUGGUUAUUAUUACAACUAUUAAAUGGUUAAUGACUACAUAUGAUGUAG